AUGGAACGCUAUUAUUCGAAAGCAUCUCCCAAGGUAGAUGUUCCAUCUUCAUCAGUGAAUGAACAUCCUCAAAUAUUACCAAAGGAAGUGAGCAUUGGAGUUGAUUCUCCACCUCAAGCAUCAACAAAGGGAAUGAAUAUUGAAAUCGAUUUAGAAAAUCUUCCAAGUGAUCCGGGACUACGACUUGAUAUAAUGAGCUAUCCACCAAAUUUAAUUGAAUUGAAUGCUUCGGUUGUUUGUCUUCGCUAUCUUAUUAUGCAAGGUUUAGCUUUUCGAGGAAAAGAUGAGUCGGAAAGAUCCUUAAAUCAAGGGAAUUUUAUUGAGCUUCUGAAAGUUGUUGCUUCUUGCAAUGAAGAUAUAUCUAAAGUUGUAUUGAAAAAUGCUCCUGACAACCUCAAGCUUACAUCUCCUGACAUCCAAAUUGAUGAGUGUCGGGAUGUAUCUGUCAAGGAGCAAAUGGGUGUUGUUAUACGCUAUGUGGAUAAGAAUGGAUGUGUUAUUGAACGUUUUCUUGGUCUUGUGCAUGUUAGUGAUACAGCUUCAACCUCACUUGAGAUGGGUAUUGAUUCUUUGUUCUCUACUCAUGGUUUAAGUGUUUCCAGUUUGAGAGGUCAGGGAUAUGAUGGUGCAAGCAACAUGAGAGGUGAGUUCAAUGGGUUGAAAAGUUUGAUACUUAAGAGAACUCCUAGUGCUUAUUAUGUUCAUUAUUUUGCUCAUCAACUUCAACUCACAAUUGUUGCUGUUGCUAAAAACAUACAAGUAUUGGGUCAUUUUUUAAUACUGUCACACGAUUAUGCAAUGUUGUUGGUGGUUCUUGUAAGCGCAGAGAUAUGCUUCGAGAGAAUCAAAGAGAAAAAAUCAUUGAAGGUAUUGCAAAUGGUGAAAUUAAUACGGGAAGAGGAUUAA
Salvia miltiorrhiza (redroot sage) is the source of this 906-nucleotide messenger RNA. RefSeq lists its product as uncharacterized. The coding region runs from base 1 to 906 and encodes 301 amino acids. NCBI's taxonomy places the organism in Eukaryota, Viridiplantae, Streptophyta, Magnoliopsida, Lamiales, Lamiaceae. The transcript has 3 exons. The record is from RefSeq and is a predicted model, not a curated record.